AUGGGACGGAUAGAGAACUUGCCUCACUCCUAUAAGAUGCACUCUUCCAUGUGCUUAGAAUUGAAGAAACUAGUAGAUAGAAUCAUGAGAAUCUUUCCUGAUAUAGAAGAUGCUCGACCUGGAUGCUCCUCAGGCAUACAAACUCUAUGUUUGCUCAACAAAUCCUUGGAGAAAGCUAAACUGCUUCUUCAAUACUGCAAUGAAUCCAGUAAACUCUACACGGCAGUAACUGGAGAUGCUAUACUCUCAAGAGGCGUUAGAGCCAAAAAAUCACUAGAGCAAAGCUUAAUCGAAAUCCGAACCAUGGUACCAACUGUUUUGGCUAUCAAGAUAUCUCAGAUAGUUCAAGAUGUUAGAUCAACUGAGCUGAGUCUGGAAUCAUCUGAAGAAGAAGCUGGGAAAGCUAUCAGAGAACUGAUGCGACGAAGCACAUCUUCGUCUGUCUCUUCUGAUGAGAUCAGAGAUUUCCAUUCUGCAGCUAUCAAACUCCAGCUUAUAACACCUGAAGCCAUUGUGAUAGAGAGAAGGUCCUUGAAAUCGCUUUACACAAAGCUAGGCGAGUGUGAAGGGAACAAGAGACAGAUCUUGAAGUAUCUUCUCUGUCUCUUGAAAAAGCAUGAAAGAAUCAUUUGUAGAGAUCACAAAGAGAACUCUUUCUCACUCCAUGUCAAUGCUGCAGAAGCUGGCUGCUCUGAGGAACGCAAUGGUUUGCUUCCGGAGCAGUUUAAGUGUCCGCUUUCGCUUACAGUGAUGUAUGAUCCUGUCAUCAUUUCCUCAGGCCACACGUUUGAGAGGGUGUGGAUACAGAAAUGGUUCGACGGAGGUAACGAGUCAUGCCCCAAAUCAAAAACGAGACUUGAUGAUCUCACACUGAACCCCAACGUGGCGAUGAAGGAACAGAUAUCGAAAUGGUGCUCCAAGCACGGUCUUGAUGUUCAAGAUCCAGCAACGAAGCACACAGCAAAGGAGGCUAUGAUGAUGCAUAGUAUUGACUACUCUGUCUCCAUUGCUAGCUUCGGAAGCUCUCUUUGCAAUAUCCCUGAUCUCAGCUGCUUCUCCAGUAGGGAUUUCAGCUCGAGCUUCUCUCAUAUGUCAAAGAGUGGUUACUUCAUGCCGAUGCAGACGAUAAAGUCUGAGUCAGGCACUGUUACCACAGCUUCUAGUCCCAGCCGUUCCGGCGAGAUGGUGAUGGAGGAGCCUUUAUGUGAACUCACCAACCUUCCAUUGGAUGCGCAGGUCAAGCUCAUUGAAGAUGUAAGAAGUCGUUUUGCACACAAUGCUAAGGCGUUUCGGUUUAUGUCACCGAGUAAGUUUCUUGAGCCACUUAUCACAUACUUGAAGAAUGCUCACGAAAGAUAUGGCACCACUGGAGAGAUAGUAAAAGGUGGAUUGGUUUUGUUACUGAGUUUCGUCAGUGGGAACAGAAAGGCUAUAGAGUCUUUGGAAGAAGAUGUUUUCAAAACGUUAUCAGUCUUUCUCGAGUCUGAGGUAGUAGCUGAAGAAUCUCUAAAUGUGUUUGAGGUUAUCUCUAACCACUCUCAUCACGGUCUCUCCAAGAUAGCUUCAUCAGGCGCUCUCUCUUCUCUUUUGAAGAUCGUUGAGUCAAGAGCAGAACAUCUUCACGAACAAGCUAUGAUGACACUCAAGAACCUUUCGUCAAGCAGUGAGAUUUGUCUGGAAAUGGUGUCUCUCGGUUUCGUGGAGAAGCUUACUUCUUUCUUGCAGCAGAACGUUUUCAGCAAACAGUCGAUCGUUGUCCUGAGAAACCUCUGCAACACGGAGAAAGGUCGGGUUUGUGUAACCGAAACUCCUGGCUGUUUAGCUUCGAUAUCUGAUUUAUUAGACUCAGAUGUUUCCGAGGAGCAAGAGAAUGCAAUCUCCAUCCUCCUGCAGCUCUGUGUGCAGAAGAUGGAGUAUUGUGAUAUCGUCGUGAGAGAAGGAACUAAUAUUUACUCGUCGCUUCUCUUGAUAUCCAAGAAUGGAACCGAGGAAGCGAAGAAUGGUGCAUCGGAGUUGCUUAGAGCUCUUGAAGAAGUAGAUGCUGUCGACAGAGGAGAAGAAGAAGAAGUAGAAUCCUCCAGACCAGAAGAAGAAGAAACUGCAGCAACUAGUUCGCAGGUUGUCACUUCAGUUACGUAUGAGGAACCUAUAAUAACCACAACACCACCCUCUACAAAGAAAUCUGGUAUUUUUGGAUUCGGUUUCUCCAGUCUCAAGAAGAAGAAAAGUAGAUAA
Microthlaspi erraticum is the source of this 2235-nucleotide messenger RNA. Lineage: Eukaryota; Viridiplantae; Streptophyta; Magnoliopsida; Brassicales; Brassicaceae. The record is from the annotation of a GenBank genome assembly.